Penicillium odoratum is the source of this 2994-nucleotide messenger RNA. Its product is annotated as glycoside hydrolase family 31 protein. Gene Ontology annotation, biological process: carbohydrate metabolic process. Gene Ontology annotation, molecular function: carbohydrate binding; hydrolase activity, hydrolyzing O-glycosyl compounds. Bases 1 to 2994 code for a protein of 997 amino acids. The transcript has 4 exons. The record is from RefSeq and is a predicted model, not a curated record. NCBI's taxonomy places the organism in Eukaryota, Fungi, Ascomycota, Eurotiomycetes, Eurotiales, Aspergillaceae.
AUGGUUCGAUCCACGGGCUUUUUAGCUGCUGCUUGCCUUUUGCAAAGUGUUUACGGAGCUAGCUUGACACAGGCGCGGAGUACUACUGCCAGCGCGGUAUAUUCUCAGUUUACGGUCCCCGCUGCAGCUGACGAAGGGGCUACCUUGAUUGCCAACAUCGACGAUCCCGAAGCCGUCAAUGCGCAGUCGGCUUGUCCUGGAUACAAGGCAUCCAAUGUCCACCAAGAUUCUAAUGGGUUGACGGCGACUUUAAAAUUGGCUGGUAAUCCAUGCAACGCAUACGGAACUGAUGUGGACUCGUUGGAUUUGUCGAUCACGUACCUUGCGACCGAUCGGCUAAACGUUCAGAUCACACCGACCUAUAUUGGUCCAUCGAACGAGUCGUGGUUUCUGCUUCCCGAGGACCUUGUGCCCCGGGCAAAGGCAGAUAAAAGCGCAUCUAGAGCAGAGAGUGAAAUCGAGAUCUUAUGGACUAAUGAGCCAUCUUUCGGUUUCAAGUUGAUUCGCAAGUCUAACAACGAUGUGAUCUUUGAUACAACCGGAACUGUUUUGGUCUUUGAGAACCAAUUCAUUGAGUUUGUCACUGCUUUGCCACAAGACUACAACCUUUACGGCAUCGGCGAACACAUUGGGCAAUUGCGACUCUUGCAGAACAAAACACUCACGCUUUAUGCCUCGGAUACUGGGGACCCAAUUGAUGGCAAUAUUUAUGGAUCUCAUCCAUUCUACCUCGACACUCGCUAUUACGAGGUCGAUGGUAAAGGUCGCCACACCCUGGUGACGAGCGACCAGACCGACCAGACCAAAGAUUAUGUCUCCUAUUCUCAUGGUGUUUUCUUGAGAAAUGCUCACGGCCAGGAAGUCCUUACGCGGACGGCAAGCCUCAUUUGGCGUACUCUUGGCGGCAGUAUUGACUUGACUUUCUACUCUGGUCCAACUCAAGCCGAUGUCACAAGAGAUUAUCAAGUCAGUACUGUUGGUCUUCCGGCGAUGCAGCAAUAUUUCUCGUUUGGCUACCACCAGUGUCGAUGGGGCUACCAGAACUGGUCUGUGAUGGAUUCUGUCUUGUCCAACUUUGAGAAAUUCGAGAUUCCCCUGGAAACUCUUUGGAAUGAUAUUGAUUACAUGAAGUCGUACCGCGAUUUUGAUAAUGACCCAAUUCGUUUUGGAUAUACUGAAGGUGAAGAAUUUCUGCAAAAGCUGCACGAUGGCGGUCGCCAUUAUGUUCCCAUCGUCGAUUCUGCUCUUUACAUCCCUAAUCCUAACAAUGAGUCCGACGCCUACGAUACAUACACUCGCGGAGCCAAAGUUGAUGCUUUCCUGAAGAACCCUGAUGGAACCACCUAUAUCGGUGAGGUUUGGCCUGGAUACACAGUGUUCCCCGAUUGGCACAACCCUCAGGCCCGGGCAUUCUGGGCAAACGAGCUUGUCACAUGGAGCAAAAAGAUUGCAUUCGACGGAAUUUGGAUCGACAUGAGUGAAGUCUCAUCCUUCUGUGUUGGUAGCUGCGGAACCUACAAUCUGAGCUUAAACCCGGUCCACCCUUCAUUCUCACUCCCUGGAGAAGCGGGAAAUGUUAUAUAUGACUAUCCUGAGUGGUUCAAUGUCACAAAUUCGACCGAGGCUGCAUCCGCCGUGGCGGCAUCGUCGAGCCAAGCUGCAGCUGCCAGCACCGCUGGAACCGAGUCAACCUCAACGGUGUCUUACCUCCGCACGUCUCCUACACCGGGCGUGCGUGACAUCAACUACCCUCCAUAUGUUAUCAACCACGAUCAGACCGGUCACGACUUGGCAGUCCACGCGGUAUCUCCGAAUGCCACACACAGUGACGGUGUCCAGGAAUACGACGUCCACAACCUUUGGGGCUACCAGAUUCUGAACGCCACUUACUACGGAUUGCGCGAGGUCGACCCAGUGAAGCGCCCAUUUAUUAUCGGCCGCUCAACCUUUGCAGGAGCCGGAAAGUGGGCAGGUCACUGGGGUGGUGAUAACGCCUCCAAGUGGGCGUAUAUGUUCUUCUCCAUCCCCCAGGCACUGUCGUUCUCUCUAUUCGGUAUCCCCAUGUUCGGCGUUGACACCUGCGGUUUCAACGGGAACAGUGAUGAAGAACUGUGCAACCGAUGGAUGCAACUGUCGGCAUUCUUCCCCUUCUACCGGAACCACAAUGAGCUCUCUACUAUCAGCCAGGAGCCUUAUCAAUGGGCGUCGGUCAUUGAUGCAUCCAAGUCGGCCAUGAAGAUCCGCUACGCCAUCCUUCCCUACUUCUACACCCUGUUCCAUCUCGCUCACACCACCGGCUCGACUGUCAUGCGGGCGCUGGCCUGGGAAUUCCCCAACGACCCCUCGCUAGCCAACGUGAACACCCAAUUCCUCCUCGGUCCCUCGAUCAUGGUUAUUCCCGUUCUCGAGCCCCAGGUUGACUACGUCCGCGGAGUUUUCCCUGGUGUCAAGCAAGGUGAGAUCUGGUAUGACUGGUACAACCACACUGCCGUCAACGCCCAGCCAGGAGUGAAUACCACUAUCUCUGCUCCACUGGGCCACAUUCCCGUUUACCUUCGUGGUGGCAGCAUUAUUCCCAUGCAAGAGCCCGCCUUGACUACCCGUGCGGCUCGCAACUCCCCAUGGUCUCUCCUCGCUUCUCUCGAUGGUAGCCAAAAUGCCUCGGGACAGCUAUACCUUGACGACGGAGAGAGCGUUACCCCCAAUGCUACACUCAGUGUGUCGUUCACAGCUACCCAGUCUGGCAUCUCUGCUAAGAGAGAAGGAAACUGGAAAGACGCGAACCCACUUGCCAAUAUCACCGUGUUGGGAUUAAAGCCACAUCACUCGAGCGCGAGUAAGGGUAUCAAAUCAGUGACUCUGAAUGGCAAGGCGGCUCCUUCGGCGUCUGCCAACUAUGAUCCUAAUUUGCACAUUCUGACUAUUACCGGCCUGCAAAAUGUUGAGUUGUUCAAAGACAAUGCCUGGGAGGAGGACUGGGUUAUCACAUGGUAG